CAGCCGCAUUGUUGUGGGGGGAAGAGAGGCGAGUUAGCCUGCUAGCAUAGCGCUCACACGGCCAGCCCAAUAACGACCGAAAAACAGUCGCGUUGGCAUGGUCGAGCUGCUUUUAUCGUGAGCGAAUACGUCCGGCUUUUAAAUGCUUAUGUUGGAAUCCAGGAGGCCGUCACGGAUACCUAGUGUUACGCUUCGAAAACAACAGAUACGCGGUGAGUGGACGGUAGCGCCUGUAACGCGGCUCGUGCACGGAUUAAACCCACUGCUGUUCAGUAGGCCACACCGCUGCUGCUUUUAGCUCGGCCUUACUGCCUUCAAAGCUCCAUUUAACGUCGACGGCAAAGUUCCUCUGAAACGUUCAAAAUGAGGAAGAAGUCUCGACAAAAUCGCGUGUCCACCCCGCCGAGGCCUCCCUCCCCCAUCAAGCCCUCGCGGAACCGCGAGACCCUGACUUACGCCCAGGCUCAGCGCAUGGUGGAGCUGGAUAUAGACGGGCGUGUUCACAGGCUCAGCAUUUACGACAAACUGGAUGUUAUCGACAGCGAUGACCCUUUAGCUCAGGAGAUCAGCGAAUGCACCAGCAACAAGGAGAACACCGAAAAGCCGCAGCAGAUUCUCGUGCGUUCGGUGCGGCUCAAAAACAACCAGCAGAAGAAGAGCGCCGCGUUGGCGACUGUGCAGGGUACACAAGCUCAGGGCAGGCUACCAGAGCCAAAGAUCAGAACGGUUGAGUACAACCUUCCAGCUGUGCCACGGAGGCCGUCAACGUACUAUACCUAUGUGGAGAAGACGUCGGAUGAGCUCGAUGAGGAGGUCGAAUACGACAUGGAUGAGGAGGACUAUGCAUGGCUCGAGCUGAUCAACGAGAAGAGGAAGAGCGACGGCUACAGCCAGGUCUCUCAGAACCUGUUCGAGUUCCUCAUGGACCGCUUUGAGAAGGAGUCUUUCUUCGAGAGCCAGGGCCAAGGUGAACCCCAGUCGCUUAUUGACGAAGACGCCGUGUGCUGCAUCUGCAUGGACGGCGAGUGCCAGAAUAGUAACGCUAUUCUCUUCUGCGACAUGUGCAAUCUUGCCGUGCAUCAGGAGUGUUACGGAGUCCCCCACAUACCGGAGGGCCGGUGGCUUUGCCGCCACUGUCUGAAUUCCCCGUCGCAACAAGCAGCGUGUAUAUUCUGCCCCAACAAUGGCGGCGCCCUCAAGAGGACAGAUGACGAUCGCUGGGGUCACGUCGUUUGCGCCAUAUGGGUCCCCGAAGUCGGUUUUACCAAUACGGUUUUCAUUGAGCCCAUCGAUGGUGUGGCGAACAUUCCGCCGGCACGCUGGAAACUCACCUGUUACAUGUGUAAGAAAAAGGGAGUGGGUGCUUGCAUCCAAUGCAGCAAGGCAAACUGUUACACAGCUUUUCAUGUCAGCUGUGCACAGAAAGCCGGUCUGUACAUGAAGAUGGAGCCUGUCAAAGAGGUUACUGAAUCAGGAGCCACUUCGUUCUCCGUGAAGAAGACGGCCUACUGCUGCUCGCAUACCCCUAACGGUUGUGUAAGGAGACCUCUCACCAUAUACGAAGACUCCAAACCCAAGAACGGUUUGUGUCAGAAGGGUGCUCAAAGAGGAGAGAGGGAAAGAGCAAAGGGAUGCCAGAAAAAGAAGACUAAAAAGGUAGAAUCGGAGCCUGUUGCCACAGUUCCCGCCGUUUCCGGGCCUAGUAUUACACCUAAAAGUUUCAACACAAUCCUCAAUCAAGUUUCAGUCCAGAAGAAGAAAGUCUUUGUGGAACGUGUUCUAAGUUACUGGAUGCUCAAGAGGCAGUCGAGGAACGGUGUACCUCUAAUAAGACGCCUGCAGACUACCACACAAACACAAAAAGAACCAGAACAGGUGCAGUGUAGGGAGGACCAUCAGGCUUUGACCGAGCAGUUAAAGGACUGGCACCGCUUACGGCACGAUCUGGAGCGAGCCCGCUUGCUGCUGGAGCUCAUUCGCAAGAGAGAGAAACUGAAGAGAGAGGAGAUGAGGCUCCAGCAGUCAGUUCUGGAAAUGCAGCUCACGCCGUUUCCCAUCAUGCUGCGUGCAGUGCUGGAUCAGCUUCAGGAGAAAGAUCAAGCCAGAAUCUUUGCCCAGCCUGUCAGCGUCAAAGAGGUUCCCGACUAUCUAGAUCACAUCAAACAUCCCAUGGACUUCUCCACCAUGAGGAAACGCAUCGACACCCAGGAAUACAAGAACCUGGAUGAGUUUGAGGGCGACUUCAACCUCGUCAUCAACAACUGCAUGAAAUACAACUCCAAGGACACCUUCUUUUACCGCGCCGCUGUACGUACGCGAGACCACGGCGGAGUGAUCCUCAGGAGGACGCGGCGGGACAUGGAGCGGAUCGGCUACGACUUCUCCAGCGGAAUGCACCUCACCGAACCGCCGAAGAUGGAGCCACCUCCAGCACUGUCCUGGGAAGAGGUUGAUCGACUGUUAAACCCAGCCAAUCGGGAACACAUGUCUAAGGAGGAAGGGUUAAAUAAGCUGUUGGAGACGCUGGAUCUUGUCAGUGCCAUGAAGUCAUGCCCUUCCAGGAGUAAACGGCUCAAGCUGCUUAAAAAGACCAUCGGUGAUGUGCGGAUGGAAAUGGGUCAGAAGACGGAGCCCCCUUUGUCAAAGCAGAAUGGUCCCAAGCAGGAGGAGAGCAUGGUCCUUACUAUACCCCAGGCCACAGAAGAAGAAGUUGAUAAGUCAUUACCUCCCAAACUCGAGCCUUCAGACUCCAUGCCGCUUCUGGCAAACUCCGACAGUCCGUCUGAACCUCCUACACUGAAACCUGUGGAGCCCAGCCUGGAGAAGUGCCCGAAAAAGGUCAAAUUUGACAGCGAGAUGCUCUCUACCUCACUUCUAAACGGACUCUCCCCUGACGUUCUGCCCUCCAACAACAACGUUAUGGUUGCUACCUCCACUCUCACCGAACCAGCAAACAUGGUCAACCGACGAACGGCCGUGCUGUUCCGGAAGUCGAAGAACACGAGCCCGCAGAAACCAUUGAACCCGAGCGACUCUCCGGUCGACUGCCCUCAGCUAGGCACUAAGACCUUCCUUUCUGUCGUCAUCCCUCGCCUCGAGACCCUGCUCCAGAACAGGAAGCGAACACGCAGUGCUAGCGGAGAUUGUCAGGAGGAGGAUGAGCACGAGUGUCCAAUCAAACGCUUGGAUACCAGCAUGUCCAAUGGCUUUUCAGAGCCAAAGAAAGGGCUAACUGCAGGUCGACCGUCUGAGCCUCGACGCCGCUGUGCUUCAGAGUCCAGCAUCUCCUCCAGUGGAAGCGGAAGCAUCCAAGAGAACACAAGUGAUGUCAGUCAUACAAAGAGCGGGAAAGGAAAGCUGGCGAUGACGAGACGAAACACAACGGAGGAUAAAAAAGAGCUGGUGAAUUGCGUGGAAACGGGAAACAUUUCCAAAGCCAGCAAGAUGGCAGCAGAGAUUGACAGCAGCAAUAUUUGGAUGCCUGCUAACACCUCACUAAAUCUGGAGCCCCUUAAACUAGUUUGGGCCAAACUUAGUGGAUAUCCUUCCUAUCCUGCCUUGAUCAUAGAUCCUCAGAUGCCCCGGUCGGGCUGUCAUCUCAACGGCGAGUUCAUUCCCACCCCUCCGCGGGACGUUCUCAGGGUCGGAGAGCUGAUGCAGUACAGGUCCAAGGAGAAACUCUUCCUCGUCCGCUUCUUCGACAGCAGACGCAACUGGCAAUGGCUUCCUAAAUCCAAGAUGGUACCGUUCGGGAUUGACCAGAUGUUAGACAAAAGUAAAAUGUUGGAAGGCAAAACGUCAAGUAUUCGCAAAGCUGUGCAAAGCGCCUUCAACCGUGCCAUGAACCACUUGAGCCUCGUCCAGGACUUAGGCGCCGGAGUUUAACCCUCGCCCGAGGGCUUGCAAUUAAGGGUUCCGUCAAGCCCCACGUUUACUCAACGCUAUGCUUGCAUAUCAGACUGGCCGGGGUUUACCGAGGCCCCUCUCCCUCCCAAUCUGUUUGGACUAACAGACGAAUGUGAGAGCACCUCCACUGUCCUCUAAUGUGCUGCAAGACUGCUGUGAACUCACACACUGCCAUCUCUUUUCCUUUCCACUUCCAACACCAUCCACGACGCCUCGUGUUUAACUCUGGCUGUAAAUAACGUCAUCCUAAAUUAUCCAACACUAAUUUAUUGUUCUUGUUUUGGUUUGUACCGCACACGACCUCCUGGAAGAUUUCUUCUCCAAGGUAAUUUCUCAUCCGCACUGAGGUGCGAAUCCAUCUGGUGCUACAUCACGUGCGAAGCCUCGAUUUUUCCGUACUAGAGACUUGGAAGGGGCUGUCGCACUUACUGUAUCAAACUUUUGUUGUUUUCGCUCUACUUUUGUUUUGUUUUGUUUUUUAACGGUUAAGUUAUUGUUAUUUGUCAAUGCAAGCUUCUCCUCGGCAUUAACAUGUUAUCUACUUUUUAUAUAAAAAUAUUCUUAUGGGACACAACUAAGUGAUGUUUGUAAAUAUUUAUAUAAAGCUAUGGAAUUAUAUACAUGUAAUACUUUAGAGUGGUAAGAGAAAAUCAAAUCGGAGAAGAGAAAAACAACAGUAGCGAUGAAUGCCAGAAGUGCAUCAGUCAUGCAAAACCAAAAAUUUUGCUGCCCAGGUUUUUUCGGUGUAUUUGUUUGGAAUGUUUAUCCCUGGUUUUCAUAUUAGUUUGUGUGAAUGUUUCAAACAGAUAGUAUGAAAAAAAACCUUCAAUUUGUUGCUUAUUUCACUGUGCUCUCGGGAACUGUAUCGUAGGUCUGAAUAAAGACGUGCCUGUACAAAUGUGUUGUAUUAGGACAAAAUGAAAGUAUGCAAAACUUUAUAUUCACAGUAGGCAUUUUUGGUGGAAGCUGUGUGUUGCCUAUUUUUGCGUUGUGUGCGGGUGUUUUAUUAAUAGGCCUCUGUUGUGACUGUUUAACUGUGUCUCUCUCCAGUAAUGGAUUCUGGGUAGCAUUCUGGGUUCAAAACACUUUGUAUGAAUGUCUUGUACUUAUAUUGACCGGUACUCUUGUUUCUUUUUCUCUGGGAGGAUCACAAUAUAGCCAAUGAUAGCGAGCGCUGGCGAGAUCCAGUAUUUUUUAAGUACACUGAAAAUAAACAGAUGAAAA
Triplophysa rosa is the source of this 5130-nucleotide messenger RNA. RefSeq names its product bromodomain containing 1b (gene brd1b). NCBI's taxonomy places the organism in Eukaryota, Metazoa, Chordata, Actinopteri, Cypriniformes, Nemacheilidae. Gene Ontology annotation, biological process: regulation of transcription by RNA polymerase II. Bases 364 to 3885 code for a protein of 1173 amino acids. Gene Ontology annotation, molecular function: protein binding. Gene Ontology annotation, cellular component: MOZ/MORF histone acetyltransferase complex. The record is from RefSeq and is a predicted model, not a curated record. The transcript has 13 exons.